This is a messenger RNA of Mangifera indica (mango), 1316 nucleotides long. RefSeq names its product nuclear transcription factor Y subunit B-3-like. Lineage: Eukaryota; Viridiplantae; Streptophyta; Magnoliopsida; Sapindales; Anacardiaceae. The record is from RefSeq and is a predicted model, not a curated record. The transcript has a single exon. Bases 497 to 1066 code for a protein of 189 amino acids. Gene Ontology annotation, cellular component: nucleus; CCAAT-binding factor complex. Gene Ontology annotation, biological process: regulation of transcription by RNA polymerase II. Gene Ontology annotation, molecular function: DNA-binding transcription activator activity, RNA polymerase II-specific; RNA polymerase II cis-regulatory region sequence-specific DNA binding; protein heterodimerization activity.
CUCCCAAAAUUUUCACGUUUAAAACGGCUUCAACAUCUGAAUUUCUACAAUUUUCAGUAGCCCUUCAACGCAAUUCUUCAGUUUCUUCCUCCAUCACUUAAAAAAUUUUCUGUUUAAUUGAUCAAGUUUCAGUCUUGUCAUCUUUUGCCUUCUGUGUUUCAUUGGUUCAAGCUCUGUAGAUUCAUUAAUGGCUUCUUAAUUUUUUUUUAAAUCUGUUUUUAAUUCAAUCCAUGGCUUCUCAAAGAACAGAACUCACUAUAAUUCUCAGUAACUAAUUUUUUUUUCUUAAUUUACUUUCUGAAAUUCGUUGCUUUUUGCAUGUUUCAUGCAGUAAGAACCCUUGAUUUCGUAUCCAAAAACAGUUUCUGAAAACACUCUGUUCCAAAAACUGUCUCUGAAAACAACUCACCAUUUCAAAGGGUCAUCGAAAGGGAGCGAAAUUUGAGUACUCUUUAUCGAAAGGAAGAGCCUCAGAAGCUCAGAAACUCAUCUUUCAAUGGCGGACUCAGAUAACGAGUCAGGCGGGGAAAGAGACAGGUCUCAGAACGCUGGUGCGAACUCAACCUCGGAGUUGUCUCCGAGGGAACAAGACCGGUUCUUACCGAUAGCAAACGUGAGCAGGAUCAUGAAAAAGGCUCUGCCGGCGAACGCGAAGAUAUCUAAAGACGCUAAAGAGACCGUACAAGAAUGUGUGUCGGAGUUCAUAAGCUUCGUGACGGGCGAGGCGUCGGACAAGUGCCAGAGAGAGAAGAGGAAGACGAUUAAUGGCGAUGAUCUUUUGUGGGCAAUGACCACUUUGGGCUUUGAAGAUUACGUGGAGCCACUCAAGGUUUAUUUGCAGAGGUUUAGAGAGAUAGAGGGGGAGAAGGUGGCGCGUGACAAGGACGUGCCUCCGGGUACGGGUGGUGGGAUGGGUGACUAUGGCAUGGCGAUGAUGAUGGGGCAUGGAAGUCAUCAGCUUCAUCAAGGACACAUGUACGGCUCAAGUGGGUUUCAUCAUAUGGCUCUGGGUGGUGGGAUUGGCAAGGGGGGGCCUAAUCUAAGUAGACCCAGAUAUAAUAAGUAGUAAUAGUAGUAACACAAUUACAUUACAACAUCAAAUAUCAAGGACACGUGUAUGGUUUUCAUUGGUUUGAUCAUUUCAGUGAUGAACGGCUGAGAUUAUAUGUCAAAAAUAGGUGUGCUUGGCUAUUAGUGAGGUUUUGGCAUUUUUGUGGAUUUUGUAAUUUGUAAUUUGUAAUCUGCUUGAUGGUAAUUGAGUGUGUGCCCAAACUAAGUUGGAUUUGAAAUUUGAAAUUUGAUUGAAUUUAACAUAA